ACACACGUAAAAACGCAUCAAGGCUGGGGCAAGACGAGAGCGCGAAGCGCGCACGAGCCAGUGAUUUGGCGAUAAUGCUGGGCCGACCCGAUUCCUGGUCAGCGGUGGCGGCAGGAGCCGCUGGAGAACAAAGCCGUGUUCGCUCUCCCCAUCCUACGGCCGAUACAAUACCGUUUUGUUGGCUGCCGCGCGGGAGAAACAAUAAGGGCCGCCCGGAAUGGUCCAAGACAGCAGGGCAGCGGAUGACGCAAUAAUGGCCCCAAAAGGCGGUCACUCCUCCUUCCAUCCGGCGCCUCGGGGUCGAGCGAGGAGGCCUCUGGGCGCGGUGGUUUCUUCCGCCGGAGGAGGAACUAUAAAAUGCUCCGGACGCCUCAUCAAGUGGUCACAGUGAAAGCAGCGCCGACGCAUACACCCGACUGGAAUACGUAGUGCACCCGACGGGACGGAAACCCAGCAACAUGUUCGCCAAGUGCAUCUCUUCGCUCCUUUGCCUGGCAGUCACCGUCAGCGCUGGUAUCGUCGCGUCUAGCGGAGGACACAGUGUGCAGCAUCGGAAACAGGACGAUUACGGGAACUACCAAUUCGGCUACGACAUCGUCAACGGCUACGGCGCCGUCAACGGCCGCCACGAAGCUGGAGCCGCGUACGGCCCCGUGCACGGUUCCUACUACCUCGGCGACAUCGACGGCCGCCACCGGCAGGUGCACUACGUGGCCGACAAGCUCGGUUUCCGCGCCGUCGUCAAGACCAACGAGCCUGGUACAAAGACCAGCGCACCUGCCUCAGCUCCUUACGUGUCAGCCAAUGGCAAGGCUGUGCCUGCGGCUUCGGUCCAACCGGCUCAGGUCGCCAUUGUGAAGCCAGUGAUCCCAGCUUACGGCGGACAUCUUGGCUAUGGUUACGGAGGCGGCUACGGAGGAGGCUACGGAGGAGGCUACGGCCACGCACCAGUCGCCGCUGCUGUGGUCGCGAAGGCUGCCGUUCCGGUGGCUGCUUACGCAGCUGCUCCCCACUACGGUUACGGCAGUCUCGGUGCGCUUGGCCACGGCUACGGUCUUGGCUACGGAGGUUACGCAGGCUACGGAGGCUACGGGCAUGGCUAUCUGGGAUAGGCAGUCGCUUCCAAACGAGCUUAUUUAUUGGGAUCAAGGUGACGGGGUAUUUGUCUCAAGUGUUCCCAAAAGUAAGACUUCAUUGUUAUUCAUCUUCAGGUCCCGGUUCCUACAUGAUUCUUUUGAGUGUUCCUUCACUUUUCCUGGUUUUGUUUGUUUGUUCGUGUAAAUAAAUAUGUUUCUGACUGUUGUAAGAAGUA
Molecule: messenger RNA, 1312 nt
Organism: Dermacentor albipictus
Lineage: Eukaryota; Metazoa; Arthropoda; Arachnida; Ixodida; Ixodidae
Product: adult-specific rigid cuticular protein 15.7-like
Cellular component (GO): chitin-based extracellular matrix
Molecular function (GO): structural constituent of chitin-based larval cuticle
Source: RefSeq, a predicted model, not a curated record